This is a messenger RNA of Pistacia vera, 4274 nucleotides long. RefSeq lists its product as uncharacterized. Bases 204 to 3839 code for a protein of 1211 amino acids. The transcript is spliced from 20 exons. NCBI's taxonomy places the organism in Eukaryota, Viridiplantae, Streptophyta, Magnoliopsida, Sapindales, Anacardiaceae. The record is from RefSeq and is a predicted model, not a curated record.
AUUCUUAUACAAAAGGCCACCACCACAAACGCACACUCCGACACACACACUCUCUCAAUAAUAACUCAUUCAUUCGUCACAUUUCUCAUCCUAAACCUAAAUUAGGUCUCGGAAGUUAAUGUGAUCGUCGCGCUCAUAGAUCCGUCGCGAGUUUCGACGAGAAGAUUUGUUACAGAGGUUUCUAGAAGGGGAGAGGCUUUGCAAUGGAGUCGAUACUGGCACGCGCCUUGGAGUACACCCUCAAGUACUGGCUUAAAUCCUUCUCCAGAGAUCAGUUCAAGUUGCAAGGCCGUACUGUACAGUUAUCAAAUUUAGAUAUCAAUGGAGACGCGUUGCAUGCGAGUAUGGGAUUGCCACCGGCGUUAAAUGUGGCCGUCGCCAAAGUCGGAAAACUAGAGAUAAUUCUUCCUUCAUCGGUAAGUAAUGUCCAAAUAGAGCCUAUUGUUGUGCAAGUUGAUAAACUCGAUUUGGUUUUGGAGGAGAACCCAGAUGCGGAUGCAGGUAAGAGUGCCGGCAGUACCCAGCCAUCGACUAGCUCUAGCAAGGGUAGUGGGUACGGAUUUGCUGAUAAGAUUGCAGACGGAAUGACUUUACAGGUUGGUACUCUCAAUCUUCUUCUUGAAACUCGGGGUGGUGCUGGACGUGAUGGAGGGGCAGCUUGGGCAUCUCCUAUGGCAUCUAUCACUAUGCGCAAUCUUGUGUUGUAUACAACAAACGAAAACUGGCAGGUUGUAAAUCUUAAGGAGGCUCGGGAUUUCUCCUCUAAUAAGUUCAUAUAUGUGUUCAAGAAACUCGAAUGGGAAUCUUUGUCUGUGGAUCUCCUGCCUCAUCCUGAUAUGUUUGCUGAUGCUAACAUAGCUGGCUCUGAAGAGGGAGCAGAUCAGAGAGAUGAUGAUGGUGCUAAGCGAGCUUUCUUUGGUGGGGAGCGCUUCCUUGAAGGAAUUUCUGGCCAGGCUUAUAUUACAGUGCAGAGGACAGAAUUGAAUAGUCCACUGGGGCUUGAGGUUCAAUUACAUGUAACAGAGGCUGUUUGUCCUGCAUUAAGUGAACCAGGAUUACGUGCUCUUCUCCGCUUCUUGACGGGGUGUUAUGUAUGUCUAAAUAGAGAAGAUGUGGAUCUAAAGGGUCAGCAGCGAUCUACUGAAGCAGCUGGACGUUCUUUAGUCUCAGUUUUGGUGGACCACAUAUUUCUCUGCAUCAAAGAUGCUGAAUUCCAGCUUGAGCUUUUAAUGCAGUCACUCCUCUUUUCUCGGGCAAGUGUUUCUAAUGGAGAAACUGCCAGUAACUUGACUAAGGUUUCCAUUGGUGGAUUUUUUUUAAGGGAUACUUUUUCACGUCCUCCGUGCACUUUGGUCCAACCAUCUAUGGAGGCAGUCACUGAAGAUUUUCUGGACAUUCCUGACUUUGCUAAGAAUUUUUCCCCUGUAAUAUAUCCUCUGGGCGAUCAGGAGUGGCAGUUAAGUAAUGGUGUUCCUUUGAUAUGCCUUAAUUCUCUUCAGGUCAAACCCUCCCCAGUCCCACCUUCUUUUGCUUCUCAGACGGUCAUCAGCUGCCAGCCACUUAUGAUUCAUCUUCAGGAAGAAUCCUGUUUGAGGAUAUCUUCCUUUUUAGCUGAUGGAAUUGUUGUCAACCCUGGUGCUGUUUUACUGGAUUCUUCAGUUAAUUCCCUUGUAUUCCUUCUUAAGGAAUUAGAUGUUACUGUUCCUUUGGACAUGAAUAAAUUGGAUAGUCCUGCGAGUGAAGGAAACCUUACUGCACAGAGCUCCUUUUCUGGAGCUAGGCUUCAUAUUGAAAAGUUGUUCUUUUCAGAGUCACCUAAAUUAAAACUUGGGCUGCUGAAUCUGGAGAAGGAUCCUGCUUGUUUCUGUCUGUGGGAGGGUCAGCCAAUUGAUGCUAGCCUGAAGAAAUCAACUGUUGGAGCAUCACAUCUUAGUUUGUCUCUGGAAACAUGUAAUAACAUAACUGGAUUUCAUAAUUCUUCUGGUGAGAAUUCAGGGUUGUGGAAGUGUGUUGAGCUGAAAGAUGCUUCUGUUGAGGUAGCUAUGGCAUCUGCUGAUGGUAAGCCAUUAACUAUCAUUCCUCCUCCAGGUGGUAUUGUCAGAAUAGGUGUUGCUUGUCAGCAAUAUUUAUCAAACACGUCGGUAGAGCAGUUGUUUUUUGUCCUGGAUCUCUAUGCAUAUUUUGGCAGAGUGAGUGAAAAAAUUGCUCAAGUUGGAAAACGUAAAAGGUCAAAGAGAAAUACUAAUGAAUCUUUGGGGGUAAAGUUGAUGGAGAAUGCUCCCAGUGAUACUGCUGUAAGUUUAGCAGUGAAGGACCUUCAACUAAGAUUUCUUGAGUCUUCUUCCAUGAAUAUAGAGGGAAUGCCUUUGGUUCAGUUUAUUGUGGAAGAUAUGUUCACCAAAGUUACUCAUAGAACUCUUGGUGGUGCAAUUGCUGUUUCAUCCACUUUACAUUGGGAGACCGUUGAGGUGGAUUGUGUUGACACUGAAGGAAACUUGGCACAUGAAAAUGGUACAAUGUUACCUUCUGUUGAUGACAGUCCUCGGGUCAAUGGAAACGGACACCCACAGCUAAGAACUGUAUUCUGGGUAGAUAACAAAAGAAAGCAUCAAUUGAAUGGCAAUGCAUUUGCGGUUCCUUUUCUGGAUUUGAGCGUGGUACAUGUCAUUCCUCUUAGUGAAAGGGAUAGAGAAUGUCAUAGUUUAAGUGUAUCAGCUUGUAUUUCAGGUGUUCGCCUUGGCGGAGGUAUGAACUAUGCAGAAGCCCUGCUCCAUCGAUUUGGAAUACUUGGGCCUGAUGGUGGUCCGGGAGAGGGGCUGUCUAAAGGAUUAAAGCAUUUAUCAGCAGGGCCAUUGUCAAAACUUUUCAAAGCAUCACCUCUCACUGUUGAAAAUCUAGGAGAGGGUGGAAGUUCAGGAGAUGGGAGAGAUGGUCUUCUGCAUUUGGGAUUGCCAGAUGAUGUGGAUGUAUCUGUGGAAUUUAGAGACUGGUUAUUUGCUCUUGAAGGUGCACAGGAGAUGGCUGAAAGGUGGUGGUUUUACAGUCAAGAAGAUAUGAGCAGAGAAGAGAGGUGUUGGCACACAACCUUUCAGAGUUUGAGUGUGAAAGCAAAAAGUAGUCCAAAGGAAAUUCUGAUUGGUAAAGGAGAUUCACAGAGAACCCAUAAAUAUCCUGUGGAAUUGGUUAUAGUUAGUGUGGAAGGUUUGCAGACUUUGAAGCCUCAGGUCCAAAAGGAUUUACCCCAAGCUGUCUUUCCUGUGAAUGGGUUCAAAGAAAGUGCUGAGAGAUUUGGAGGUGUAAAUGUUGAAGUUCGUUUAGUGAUAUUGGAGGACAAUGCUGAGAAUGAGAUGGUCAGCUGGAUGGUGGAGAACUUGAAAUUUUCUGUUAAGGAACCGAUUGAAGCCAUUGUGACCAAGGAUGAGGUUCAACACCUUGCUUUUUUGUGCAAGUCCGAAGUUGACUCGUUGGGUCGGAUCACUGCUGGAGUCCUGCGGCUACUCAAGCUGGAAAAGUCAAUUGGCCAGGCUGCCAUAAAUCAACUUAGCAAUCUUGGGAGUGAGGGAUUAGAAAAAAUUUUCUCCCCAAAACACAGCAGGGGUAACAGUGGUCGUAGUACUCCAUCAGCAUUUUUUAUUAAUGAAAGCCCUGUUGCAACACUGGAAUCAACUGUAACUUCACUUGAGAAGGCAGUUUUGGAUUCCCAGGUCAAGUGUGCUGCUCUCAUCACCGACUUAGAUAAUUCAGAAUCUUCCAUUGAUCAUCUUUGCAAUAUUAAGCAACUCAGCGAGAAACUGGAAAGUAUGCAGAGUUUGUUGACGAAAUUGCGGACUCAGAUGUGAUUGCUCUUCUCCUGCUAGAGAAAAGAAAAGCCUUGUUUUGCCAUUCCUUGAAUGAUGGAAGUAUCCAAAGUUUGUUGAUGACACGAUUGCAGACUCAGAUUUGAUUGGUCUUCUCCCGCUAAAGAAAAGAAGUCUUUCCUGCCAUUAUUUGAUGUACAAUUUUGGGAUGAAAAGGAUCCCAAUCACAUAGUUCACCAAUUCUUUUCUGUAUAUAGUAUAUAGGUAGAAGUUCCUGAAAGCUGUUUAUAGGACCAAUUUUGUAUCCUGAAUAUGACAAUUUUUUUGCUUCUAUAUUAUAUACUUAAAAUAUUUUUGCACUCUACCUUGCUGAAGAAUCAGGAGAUGGAUUCAUGGUUAGUCUUGUUUGGGAAUGCGAUACACGUCAUCAAUUGUUGGUAUGAAACUAAGAGAGAUUAAACAACACUACUGUGUAUU